Messenger RNA from Triticum urartu, 944 nucleotides. Its product is annotated as protein DMP10-like. The record is from RefSeq and is a predicted model, not a curated record. NCBI's taxonomy places the organism in Eukaryota, Viridiplantae, Streptophyta, Magnoliopsida, Poales, Poaceae. Gene Ontology annotation, biological process: endomembrane system organization.
CACACAUCAAGCACACAGUAGGCGUACAAUGGCAUCUUCUUCUUCGUCAUCGCCCACGGUGAUCCAGAUACAUCCACUGACCAACGAGGACGACGGUAAGAUAACAGCCGCCGGCACAGCAGCGCCAACACCUGCCACGGGGCCUGCACCGGCCACGGUCAUGUCGAGCGUCUCGAACCUAGCGCAGCUCCUGCCGACGGGCACGGUGCUGGCAUACCAGGCACUGUCCCCGUCCUUCACCAACCACGGCAAGUGUGAGAGCUCCAACCAGUGGCUCACCGGGGCGCUGGUCGCCGUCCUCACCGUCUCGUGCCUCUUCUUUGCCUUCACCGACAGCGUUGUCGGUCGCCGCGAUGGAAAGCUAUACUAUGGCUUCGCCACACUACGCGGCUUCAACGUGUUCAACUUCUCCAGCGAGGAAGAAAGGAACGAGUGGAACGAUCUUGACCAGUUUCGGAGGCUCCGCCUCCGGCCGCUGGACUUCGUGCACGCCUUCUUCGCAGCGGUGGUUUUCCUCACGGUGGCGUUCAGCGACGUGGGGCUGCAGAACUGCUUCUUCCCGGACGCCAGCAGGAACACCGAGGAGCUGCUCAAGAACCUGCCCAUGGGCAUGGCGUUUCUCUCCAGUUUUGUGUUCAUCAUCUUCCCCACUAAAAGGAAGGGCAUUGGGUUCACUGACAACGCUCCUCGUCAAAAGGUGGUCCAUCCCUUAAAUUAAUUAAGACUGAUUCUCGUAACUUGAAGUUGCCACUUGCCAGAGAUUGAUUGAAAAAAAUUGAAUCCUUCAGGAAAUUCAUACUCAAUCGGAUUUGACGACACCGCUCCUCGCAGGCGUAGAAGUUGCUUGACUGUAUCAUGUUGGAGAAAAUCAUGAAGUUUUUUUUAAUUAUAUAUGUUCAAUGUGCGUGUGCCAUGGUUCUUUUGUAAACAAGGAAAUGUUUUCU